Molecule: messenger RNA, 3098 nt
Organism: Rattus norvegicus (Norway rat)
Lineage: Eukaryota; Metazoa; Chordata; Mammalia; Rodentia; Muridae
Gene: Lactb
Product: lactamase, beta
Biological process (GO): regulation of lipid metabolic process; proteolysis
Cellular component (GO): mitochondrion
Molecular function (GO): peptidase activity
Source: RefSeq, a predicted model, not a curated record
CCUGCUUAUUUUAUUCCCCGACUGGAGAGGGAAGAGGAGCCUUUUUAAAUACACAGAUAUAAAGGAGACAUGCAUUAGGACUUUCACUAUUUAGGCAACCCCACAAGCUGGCGGAUGCUGCAGGGAAAGGACUGGGUAUGGUAGGGCAGCCGUACCAUUCCAGUGGACCUUGGCCAUGGUGUCAUACUAGCUGCAUCUUCCUCCACUGGUGCCACAGGGAAGCCACAGGUCUUAGCCAAAGCACCACCAGCUUCCCAAAGCCCGUGCCUCUGAUUGUGGAACCCUUCAAACCGACAAGAAAGGAAGGCUGAGAAUGUAAAUUUCAGGGCCACCACCUGACCUCUCUGUAGAUUUAGACAAAUCUUGUAAUCUCCCUUUACUCCAGUUUCCUCCUGUAUCUGAUGGCGGACAAUACAACCAAUCUCCAGGGGAGUUAUGAUGCUUAGUGGGACGACACGUGUUUGCUAGCACGGUUGUCACUGGGCAGGAAGGCGAGUGAAGACAUAAAAUUCUUCUAAAAGGAUAACGAAACCCACAUCAGCUUUUCUUUUUCCCAUUUUCAUGCCUGUGCAUGUAUGUGCAUACUUGCGUUUGCAUGUGAAUGCCCCAGACUCCGUUGGGAAUCAUCUUUAAUUGUGGUUCUAACUUUGGAUUGAAGCUGCGUUUCUCAGUUACAGGUAGGCACCACGCCCACUGGGCGUUUUCACCUGGAUUCUGGGGAUUUGAAUCCCAGUCCUGUGUGUUGCAUGGCAAGUGUUUUAACCACUGCCCACCUCAGUCAAGCAAAGGUGUGAGUGUUGUUAAGAUCCAGGCAGGGUGGCAAGAGGGUGUUGCUGUGCCACCAGACAGGAGACUUGCCUAAGGAUGUCAUGUGUGUUGAGGGAGAGAAGAAGCAAGAAAAAGGAGAGGGAAGAGGAAGAGGAGAAAAAGGAAAAGAAAGAGAGGCUUGAGGAACAGAGAGAAAAUAAAGUGGGGCGGAGAAAGGAGAGAAACAGAAAUAAAGUAAGAAGUGGGGAGGCAAAGAAGAUAAAGGGAGAAAUGUGGAUGCAAGAGAAAAAGAAAACAAGAGGGGGCGCUAGAGAUAAAGGAAGAGGAGAGAGGAAAGGGAGAAGAUAAAAGGAGAGAAAGAUAUGAAAGAGAGGGAGGGAAAAGAAAGCAAGAAAAGGAGGGAGGAACCAAUGAGGACUAGUAACCAGAAGGCUAGAAAGGAGCCGAGGACCAGGCGCUCGAUGCGCUCGUCGCUCACCCUUCGGGCCUUGACUGAGCGGGACGUAAGGCCCCGCCCCAGGCCCGCCCCUCGUCCCGCGGGCCGCUGGCUAAGCUAGGAAGCUAGGAAGCAGCUGGCUCUGCGGAGGCGACAUGUACCGGUUCCUGUCAAGCGUGACAUCUCGGGCUACGGCCACCGCAGGCCCAGCCUUGGGCGGAGGGCGGCGUGGGGCGCACGGGCGACCCGGCCUGCCUAUGCUGAGCCUUGGAUGGGCCGGCGGCCUGGGGCUCGGGCUGGGGCUGGCUCUUGGGGCGAAACUGGCGAUUGGGCUGAGGGGCGCCGUCCCCAUUCAGUCCCCCGCGGACCCCGAGGCGUCCGGCGCUACUGAGCUGCCGCAUGAGCAGGCCCCGGGCCCAGGGAGCCCGCACACGCCUGCGUCGCCCGCUGCCAGGGGCUUCUCCAGAGCCAUAGAGAGCAGCCGCGAUCUGCUGCACCGGAUCAAGGAUGAGGUUGGUGCCCCUGGCAUAGUGGUUGGAGUUUCUGUAGAUGGAAAAGAAGUCUGGUCAGAAGGUUUAGGCUAUGCAGAUGUGGAGAACCGAGUACCCUGCAAACCAGAAACGGUCAUGAGAAUUGCAAGCAUCAGCAAAAGCCUUACCAUGGUGGCUCUGGCUAAACUGUGGGAAGCAGGGAAGCUGGAUCUGGACCUCCCCGUGCAGCACUAUGUCCCUGAGUUCCCAGAAAAAGAAUACGAGGGUGAAAAGGUCUCUGUCACAACGAGAUUACUAAUUUCCCACUUAAGUGGAAUUCGUCAUUAUGAAAAGGACAUGAAGAAAGUGAAAGAAGAGAAGGCUUAUAAAGCCUUGAAGAUGAUGAAAGGGACACCACCCCCUGACCAAGAGAAAGAACUGAAAGAAAAGGGAGGCAAGGAUAACGACAAGAGCGACUCACCGAAAGCCAAAGCUGAGCAGGACAGUGAAGCCAAAUGCCGCAGCGCAAAGCCGGGCAAGAAGAAGAAUGACUUUGAACAAGGCGAAUUAUAUUUGAAAGAAAAGUUCGAAAAUUCGAUCGAAUCACUAAGAUUAUUUAAAAAUGAUCCUUUAUUCUUUAAACCUGAUUUUAUGUGUACAAUAAAAAGAAACGUCUUGUCAACACACCUUACGUGGAUAACUCCUAUAAAUGGGCUGGUGGUGGAUUUCUGUCCACGGUGGGGGACCUCCUGAAGUUUGGGAAUGCAAUGCUGUAUGGCUACCAAGUUGGGCUGUUUAAGAACUCAAAUGAAAAUCUCUUGCCUGGAUAUCUCAAGCCAGAAACGAUGGUGAUGAUGUGGACCCCAGUCCCUAACACAGAGAUGUCCUGGGAUAAAGAGGGCAAAUAUGCCAUGGCGUGGGGUGUUGUAGAGAAGAAGCAAACGCACGGCGCCUGCAGGAAGCAGCGGCACUACGCCUCACACACUGGAGGUGCCGUGGGUGCCAGCAGUGUGCUGCUGGUCCUCCCUGAAGAACUGGACCCAGAGGCCGUAAACAACAAGGUUCCCCCGAGGGGAAUAAUUGUCUCAAUCAUAUGCAACAUGCAGUCUGUGGGCCUCAACAGCACUGCUUUAAAGAUCGCCCUGGAGUUUGAUAAAGACAGAGCCGACUAAUCCUAACCGCGGCACAGGUCCACAGUGAGCCUUCCGUUCUGUGAAAUGUUGACGUUCCAAAAUACAAAAACACUUUAAGAAUACAUUUGUAAUAGAAUACAGUUAAAUGUGGAAAAUUAUGUACCUCUAAUUGCUUAAUUUUGUAAUUGCCUUUUUAUUGGACAAUUAGUUCUUUACACUCAGGGAAAUAGCAGUUGUUUCUACUUUUUUUUAAAGUGUUAACUCUUGAAAUAAAAUAUUCUGAUAAAAGGA